Pectinophora gossypiella (pink bollworm) is the source of this 9193-nucleotide messenger RNA. Its product is annotated as titin-like. Gene Ontology annotation, molecular function: protein binding. The transcript is spliced from 14 exons. The record is from RefSeq and is a predicted model, not a curated record. NCBI's taxonomy places the organism in Eukaryota, Metazoa, Arthropoda, Insecta, Lepidoptera, Gelechiidae. Gene Ontology annotation, cellular component: cytoplasm. Gene Ontology annotation, biological process: autophagy; response to starvation. Bases 339 to 5525 code for a protein of 1728 amino acids.
GUCCGGACGCGUAAUCGCUACGCAAUACACACACUAAUAAAUAAACAAGUGGGCGUUCGUAUUGUCAUUCAAAUCAUCUGUUUUCGUGAAUUGUUGUAUAUUUUGUAUAUAAAUUUAAUUUAUUCCACAUUUAUUUAUUGAUGAGCGCUAAUAUUAAUUAAAAUCAUCUAUAGUGAUUGCGUGCGUGAGAGGGCUAUGUUUGUUUUGGCUCUAUAGUUUUAAUACGUGUGACGUCAUUGUUUUCGAGUGCCAGUAUAACAAACGACGCAGUUUCAAUUUAUUCGAAAAUGGAUUUAAAAUGAGAAUUGUUUUCGUAAACAAGGCGAUCAGAGCACAGAAUGUCAGCGGAGUCGCCGCGGCACGCGCGGUCCGGCGGGCCGCUCACGGUGCCGUCGCAGCCGCCCAGCGACCGCUCCAUCAUCGACGCCGUCUCCGGCUUCAUCAAUGACGUCACACUGUCGUCGUCCUCCGCGCAGGAUCCCAAGGACGUCAUUCAGUGGGCCAGGUUCGAAACAGCGGACAUAAACGAACCGACCCCUGAAGGCGACAGUGACAAUGACAUAUCCCCUUUGCUCCUUAUCCUGGGCUAUGGCUCGGGGGUCCAAGUUUGGUUGGUUCCCCCCUCCGGCGAGGCCCAGGAGGUGUUGUCCUGGCGCCAGGGCACAGUCAGGGUGCUCCGUAUACUGCCUACCCCGCAGCACGGCGACUGCUACACGUCGAAGAGGCCCCUCAUAGCCCUGUGUGACUCAGCCAGCCCAGGACCGAGUUUUUGCUCGCUCAGCUUCAUUUCUAUUAGGGGAGGUGAACAGGUGAAAAGCAUAAAAUUCAAGAAUCAAAUCUUAGACGUUUUGGCGAACAAGCGUUCCGUGGUGGUAUCCUUCGCGGAGCGCUUCGCGGUGUUCGACGCCGCGAGUUUGGAAGAUCGUAUGGCCGUAACCACUUGCUAUCCGUGCCCUUGUCCCUUGGGGGGUACUGCGCCCGUCAACCCGCUGGCUUUGGGCGAGCGCUGGUUGGCGUAUGCUGACAAGAAGCUCAAUCAGUCCAAGAGGAGCAGCGGUGGAUGCGAAAGUGAAGGCCAAACCAGCUACACAGCAACGGUGCUCCACGCAGCGAAAUCCUUGAGCAAGGGUCUGCGUGGUCUCGGAGAGAGCGUGGCGCACAGCUUGGCCGGGGGGCGCAGCACCUCGCAGUCGCCCUCGCCGCCCAACGCUGACGCCCCUCAACCCGGUGUUGUCACCAUACUUGAUAUUGAGGGCAAUGAAGAAGAAGACGGCCAAGACAGUGAAGAACAAUACGACCCAAUCGUGGCUCACUUCGUGGCGCAUACCGAAGCUAUCAUCGCUCUGAAGUUCGACGCGAGCGGUAUGCUGCUAGUGACGUGCGACCGUCGCGGGCAUGACUUCCACGUGUUCCGCAUCAACCCGCACCCGUGCGGCCCGGGUCUCGCCGCCGUGCACCACUUGUACGUGCUGCACAGGGGCGAUACUACCGCUAAAGUGCAGGACAUAGCGUUGUCACCGGACUCUCGCUGGGCCGCCAUAUCCACGCUGCGCGGCACGACGCACAUCUUCGCGCUGAGCGCGUACGGCGGCGCGUGCGGCGUGCGCACGCACACGUCCCCGCGCGUCGUCAACCGCCUGUCGCGCUUCCAGCGCUCCGCCGGCCUGCCCAUACAUAGCUCUGCGCAUACUUCUGGGAGUCCUGUAUCGGACGGUGUAGGCGCGGGCACGUGGUUCCCCAACCCGCGUCUACCGCCCUACCCCGCGCCCACCGUCAAUACGCCGCUGGCCCAGCUGCGGCCUACGGCCAACCUGCCCACGCACACCAUCACCAGGACCAGCUCAGGGCGUCAGCGCCUCUCGUCGCUAUCAGAAGACAGCAACACAGCCCCACUUCUAGCCCGGGCCCGCUUCGGCGUGGCCCCGGUGCCACAGUCCCAGCCCGGCAACAAGGCCCCCGCCGCCGCCGCGCUCUACCUCAUGUCGGCAAGCGGCUGUCUGUCACACAUAGCGCUCCACCCUCGAGCUGCUCGCAGUGUCCCAAAAGAGAAGAUAUGUGAUGAGUCUCCAAUAGAAGUGGAGGUGGAGCCGAUAGCGCAGUGGCCGUUACAGCGCGUCGCGGCAGCGGGAGACUUACUCGCUCCCCUGCCGCCCUCCAACCCGCUGUUGCAACCGUUAUCUUGCAGGAGGUGCGCAGACAUAUGCAUGAGCGAGGAGGAACGUUGGUUGUCGCAGGUGGAAAUAGUGACUCACGCGGGCCCGCACCGACGACUUUGGAUGGGACCGCAGUUCGUCUUCAAAACUUACAACUGUACUGGGUCAAACUCGUCGCUGUCAGAAGCAGAGGCGGUGGAGGUGGACACUAGCGCGGCGCGCGGUGUGGCCCGCUCCAACCCCGUGAACAUGCCGAGCGCGCGCCCCAUAGUGCCCGUGCUCAUAGAAUCGGGCUCCGCCAGUUCCCUAGAACAUUCUCCAUCUGACAGCUUCCGUCGUAAGUCGCUGUUAGCGGAAACGGGUCGCGCGGCAUCUGUGUGCGACGUACAACUGAAAGAAGACCUGGCCGAAGCCAUGAAGGAAGACCACGGGUGGCGCUCGGAGGACGGCGAGGAGUGCGAGGCGGGCCCGGCGUGGUCGGCCGCGGCGGAGCGCGGCGGCGGCGUGGCGCGGGUCGUGGACCCCGCGGGCGGGGUGGCGCGCCUCGUGGACCCCGCGGGCGGCGUGCUGGCGCCCGUAGCCGCGCGCCGGGCCCCGCCGCUGGAGCAGGACGCGCACACGGCCGCCAACCGCGACGAGGCCACCUUCCGGCCCGUGCUGCGUGCGCCCGCCGCGCUGCCGCGCCCGCCCGACCUCGUGGUGCGCCCGCUGCCGCGCGGCACCACCAUCCCCGUGCAGACCGUGUCGCCGCUGGCGGGGCUGUCCCCGGCCGCCGAGCCGCACCCGCUCAACACGGACGUGGUGAUUCCGGCCGCGCGCGCCGCCGUCGCCGAGUGGCGCGCCUUCGAUGACGACACCGACCCCGCCUCCGACUGCUCGCCGGACGAGCGCCCCGCCGCGCCCGUCGAGCCCGCGUCCCUCGCGCCACCGCGUCGACGCGUCGACGAAGCGGUCGUGUCGGCGACGAAGGCCGCUGGAGUCCCGCAGCGGCCCGCCGAUGAGGUACCCGAACUCGAACGAAUGGAAUCUAAAGAAGAAAUAAGAAGUGCCCCGCCCAAACCUGCGAAGGAGAAAGACGUCGUUCCACAAUCUACCGAACGAAAACGUGCGGGGAAAGGUGAUAAGCCUUCCGCCCCGAAAGAGUCUAAACCUGACGAAUCCUCUGACCAGAGGACCUUUUCAGCUGAGAUCGAUGAGUCCACCGGACAAAAGGAUACAGCAGCUAAAUCUGACAAAAGCGAAGUGAAAGUCGCCGCGGCUAAAGCCGAAAAACCUGCGAAACGGAAGCCCGAGGAGCCCCGAGUCGACCCGGUGGAGCCGGAGACUCGAGUCGCGACUGAUGUAGCGUCGAUAGAUAGCGUUAAUUUAGAUGUUAAGCGAACCGAUGUAAAUAAAGAUCUCAAGCGUCAAGAAAGUGAUGUAAGGAAGCGUGACAGUGCGCGUGACAGGAGCUCGGCGGAGUGUGCCGAGCGCGAGCGUGACCAUUCUAAACCACUGCCAAAAUCGAAUCGGCCGUCGGAUGAUAUUCAGCCGACAGCCAGCGUUAGAGUUAAGAAAUCUCCCACCCCGAAGUCAGUUAGUGAUAGAGAUAGUGAGGUUAGCUGUAAGGAUUACAAAUCUAAAAGAAACGACGAACCUAAAGAGGUGAUCGAACCGAAACAAGUGAAGGAAACUAGAGAGGCAAAGGAAUCAAAAGAGAUUAAAAAACAAAAAGAGGUAAAGGAUUCUAAUGAAUUCAAGGAAGUAAAAGAAGCUGUUGCUAAAGAGGAAAAGGUAUCUGAAGAAAUUAAGAAUAUAGAUCUUUUGCAAGAUGUGAAAUUAGAUAAAAAUCCCCAAAUGGUGGUCGUCGAAGACGAACCCUCUGUUGCAGUGACUUUAAAAAUGCCCGUCAAAAGAGAGACACUGGAUACUAAGAAUAAACCUGAUGAAGAUGAAAUUAAAACCGAAGAACAAGCCUGGGACAUGCUACUUAGUGAGCCUGAAAAACCGGUCAGCUUAAAGAAGAAAAACCGAAAGAUUAAAAAGAGUCAAGAUGAUUCGCAAGCGAAAGCAGAUGAUGAUAGUUUCGUGGAGAUACACGCGAUAGAGGAAAAGCAGCAGUGUAGUGGUGACCUAGUUUCUAUCUCGACGCCUUUCGAGGAAGUAGAGUCCCCCAGUUAUUUUGGAUCUAAAGUCAAGAAACAGCGUUCACCCAAAUGCUUAACACCCGAAAAACGAGAUGAGUCGAAAUCUAUCGAAGUUCUUUCCCAAGAUGAACCUGAAGUACUUUUUAAAUCAAAAGGCAAUAAAAAGAAACACGAUGACAAGUCUGACAUCACAGUUUUACCUAGUCUUGUGCAAACACAAAAGGAAAUGUACAAAGAAACAGCAAGCAGCAGCGCAAAGUCUAAGAAACAUUCAGACGGCACAGCCAGUGAAACCUCCUCAAUCCUAGUGAAAGAAACGCCGAAAUCAAACAAAAGCAAAUCCCUUUCACCCUACCCUGAGUUGCGCAGGACAGAGAAGCAGGUGGAUGUAGAAAAAGAUGUGUAUGUUAUCAAUACUGUAGGGGAAGAGUUUCCUGAGAUACAGAUAACCAGGGGUACUAAACCGCGUAAGAGGUCGCCACAGCCGAUUGAAAAGAAGGCUAUUGAGAAAGAACCGAUAGCUGAAAAACCCGUCAAAUCCUGGAGUUCCAUAGCAGCUUCCAAAGGUGCAAAGAAGGCGGACGAGGUUGAAAACAAAAUUCAACCUGUAGAGAGGAAGAUUGAGAUGAAUGAAAGAGAUAAUGGAGAGAAUCCAAUGUCUUCCAGGAAGGUGUCACUUCAGGAGAAAUUGAUCGAGCUUUGCAAACGGACUGAUAUUAUGGUAGCUGAAUGUGAUGCGCCUUCUGAACUGAAUUUUGUUGAGGAACACCACGCGGUCAUCCACGACCUGCCCCCGUUGGAACCGUUGGAUUUCGGCUUGGACGACUUCAAGCUCGAAGUGAUGAGGGACAGCCUUCUAGAAGUCAACGACCCCAAGAUAACCAGCCCGAUUUGCAAGAUUAACAUAGACGAUAUUUUAUCUUCGAUAAAGGAGACCACGACCAAAGCAAUAGAAUCUAGUGCGUUCAACCUCAUUGACUUGGAGAAGGUUCCAGCGAAGAAAGAGAAGGGCUUCAGUGUCAUCGAAGGGCACAAAAUUACAUCCCAGGAGGUGAAGUUGGAUGAUGACAGGAAAGUUGAGGAGAAAGAUGAAGAGAUGGAGAAGUCUUCUGAAGAUGAGACGUCGCCCAUAAUGUCCACCGACAGCGAUAAAGAAGAUAAGAAAAACGCUGGUGCUUCUAAAAUAAUUCAGCCUUCGUCAAAGCAAUCGGCUAAGUCUAAGAAGUCGCGUAGGAAGAAGAAAUAAUAUCAUCAAUAUUGUGUUCAAUUUCCCUUCGUUUCUUUAUUGGUGUUGCAUAGCUGUGUAGUUGUUGUAGGCCAAGAAAGUCUGUAUGUAAAGCCUUUUCAUUUGUUCGCAAAUUGCAACUAUUAAGAUAAAAAUACAUUUCUUUUUAAUAUGAAUCGAGAUAAACAAAUACUCGCUUACACUUUCGUGCCUGCAAGGGUUAUUCUAGGAUUCGUGGUAUAAUUUCAAAAUGUUUUCUGCUAUAACUGUAGUGAAUUAAUUUUAGUUAAGCAAUUUUAAAGUGGAUAUGUACAGGCAAAAGACAAAAAAAAACUUAAAAUAUAUGAAUAAAAAAUAAAUAAAUAUGUGCUUUCACAAGCCUAAUAAAUCACGUUUUGUGUUAGAGACGUUGUCACUUCAAUAUUGUUGUGAAGUUAGGUAUGUGCUACUGUCAUAUCGAAAAAGAAAAAAGAAAAAUAUAAAAAUUUUGGAAAAUAACAAAAAAUAAUAUUCGCUUUUUAUGAAGACGGAGGAGCAAAAUGAAGAUGUAUUAAAUUACAGCUUUUGUUAUAGUCACCAUUGGUGCGAGCUUCGCUUCUCUGUCUUCAUAAAAAGUGCUUUGAUAUAAUAUGUAUACUUAUGACAGAUUAUAUAUUCUCCUUUUAGUACUUAUUCUUAGUUUAUUUAGUUAGGUCCAUAGUUCUAGUACACACCUUUGAUAUACGACCAGAAUUAUUGUAAAGUGAAUACGCUCAGCGACGCAUAAUUAUUUUAACAUCUGUAACGGUGGUUGUCGGACUUUAUUAACAGUUUUUUUGUACAUUUAUUUAAUAAUUAUUACUGACUGUACGUUGAUGCACUGUAUCUGAUAGGCCAGUAUGUAAUGCUAAAUACCUCGUUCUUACAUUAAAUAUUUAUACACUAACUCUAUAAAUACAUAAAUGACCAUUGUUUUCUUUUGACAUUCAAAAGUAACGACGAUUUGUCGCUAUGUAAAAGAAUAUUAUUUUAUUUGAAUAAAAAAAAGAAAAAACACUGUUGGCAGAAUUUUUUUCGAUUUAAAUAAAUGAUUUACAAAUUGCUUAAAAGUUCAGGUUUCAAGUAAAGACGGUUUCCCACUAUAUCGUGACGAUAAAUUUAUUGUCCUACAAACACAAUGUGAACAUCUCCAUUUAAAUAUAGAAGCCACGACGCUUUAAACGAUGUCAUAUCUAUCGAUACGGCACAGUGGGAACACGGCCUUAGGCCAGUUUCACGACUUGUUGAUAAACUGUGAUAAACUUAGCAAGUGGUAAAACAGGCGUUAGGGAAAUCGUUUUGAAUAGUCUGUGAUUAACUUUGUUCACUUAGCGCUUUUGGUAGUAUUCGUUAAGUUGACUACAGAAUAUUCAAAAAAAUUGUAAUUCGCAUAUUCUUUGGAAUUUCAUCGGGGUGAAAUAAAUCACUGAUUUGCGUAGGGUAUUUUCGAAGAAUAUCCCUGGUGUGCCCUACACUGCGUAGUAUUACAUUUUACGUCCUCCGGGGAGGCUACUUCAGUGGUGCGCUGGUAGCAUGUGGCAAUAAGGAAAAGCAUCUUAGAAAACGAUUGUCAUAUAAUACAUUGUCGAGUUAAGGCUCGAAGUGCUCAACUGUUUGCUUCACUGUAUAGAAUCUCUGUCAACGCACGCGAUUUCCACUGUAAAUCUUCAAUGGCUAACUUCGAUAUUAACUUAAUAUUAUAAUAGUUUCAUUUAAAUAAAUCAUUGCUUAUUUACUUAGACAUAGUCUUUUUUCGACUUUAAUUUAAUUAAAGUCUAUAUUUUUGGUAUGUAAAUUAUUCAUAACGAAUAUUCUGCAAUACCUCCGUUUUUGUUAUCACUCGAAAAUAUACGCGAUGCUUAAUAUUAUUAUCCUCGUAAUGGUAUUUAAUACCUUCUCAGAAAAACGGCUGUCUUUAUGUACAAAUAUUGUGUAAUUUUAAUUAUUUUUUUUCGGCAAGUAUUAUUAUUAUUAUUAGUUUAAUAUGUUGAAUCAUGACAAAUAUUUAUUUUUUUAUAUCUAAUUUACAUAUUGUUGUAAGUGUUUAAGUUAUGAUCAUUUGGUUUUCAUUUAAUAGACAUAAUAGUUGGUGCAUAAUAUUUAUAAUCAUCAAUGUCAGCUAAAUAAAAGCGCGUAACUGAGAAUUGUUAUAAUAAUAAGCAGUCUUACGUAAGUAAAUGAUCAAUAAUAAUUAUAUAAAUGAAAAUAACACGUAAAUAAAAUACACCAGUCUUGAUAGUAUUAGGACAUUUGGGCAGCGUUUAAAGUCUGUGCUUUCACUAUGUAAGAGUGACGCCCGUUGGCAUGAGUUAAUAAAUUGUAACUAUUUAAAGUUAGACCAUCUAUGCCUUAAUAUCUCCCUGUACACUUACUGAAUAAUAAUACUUAAUAAAUCCCAAACCAGUUAAAAUAUGAACUAAUUAAAAUCACUCUGUAUUUACCAUAAGUAUUUAUUCUAAUCAACUCAUUCUUUUAACAAGGUACUCUGUAUUUUAAACAUUGUAUUUAACAGUACAGUUCAUAGUACAUUUAGACACCUUAGGAUGCCUUGUAAGAUUAUUAUCAAAAGUGUUCAAUCUACGGAUUUUAGAAGUGAGAGUGCGUUCUGGACUACUUUACAUUAUUUUGGAGGAUAUAGACAGCAAAUAGCUAACGUACAGUAUCAUAUACAGUAGCCCCUAAGUGCAGUACUACACUACAGUGUAAGAGAUAAAAUGUCAAAAUUUUGACAUUAAAGUCUGCUAUCAAUACUCAACGUAAGUUGCUCCUCCAAUUAUUAGUACAAUCUUCACAUUUUAACUACGGUUACCGAUAUGAUCUUAUUAUGAAUGUAAUAUACCUACCUAUCUCUAACCGGAACGCACUAUAGAUAGCAUAAUUUUGUUCAAAUAUUUGGCCGUCACAGUACCUGUUAUGGAGUAAACGAUUUUAUUGAAAUUAGAUCGUUCAGUAUUUUAGUUCAUUAACACUCGCUUAUUUUUAAGGCAGCUUAUAAAAGCUUUUUGACAAAAUUUAAAUUUAUGAUUGCACACGUCAAUUUAUUUUUUAAUCGAAUGUAAAUAAUACGUUUUUGAAAUUAUAUUUUUCGAUUUAAUAUAUUGAUUAUUCCAAAGUAUGAUGAACUGCAAAAUUUAUGUAAUAUUGUUUUGUAAAAAUACGUAAUACGGUAAUUAGAUAAUAAAUUGUAAGGCUGUGCGCACAUUAUAGCUGGGAGAGUCUCCACACCUUCUCUGAGAUAGUAGUUGGAUCUCUCUUUUCGUUUGACAUGUGUAAAAGACGAAAUAAAGACUUAGACUUUCUGUCGUAAUGUGCGCUAUGUCUAACUUAGUACUGUCUAGCAAAAUUUUAUUUAACUUAUCUAUCACAUUGACAAAUUAGUUGAGUUUCGUAAAAUUUUGUUCGAUGGCUACCUACUUUAAUAUACAUAUACCAAAUGUUUUCCAAAUUCUUAAAUUGUGUCUUUUAAAAACACAAUUUCAAAAUUAUUGCAAUAUUAAACUUCUUGUGUGAUCAAAUAAACGUUUUAGACAAUUUGAAAUGGAUGUUUUCAAAUAAAAAUUACGAGUAUCUAGACGCAGCUGCCUUGUCUUGGUAUGAUUUUGUUGAUAUUGUUAUGGAGUGUUUAAAAAUCAUAAUAGUAUAAUAAUAAAAAUGGGAAUUCAAAAACCACA